Aedes albopictus (Asian tiger mosquito) is the source of this 867-nucleotide messenger RNA. RefSeq names its product flexible cuticle protein 12. Gene Ontology annotation, molecular function: structural constituent of chitin-based larval cuticle. Gene Ontology annotation, cellular component: chitin-based extracellular matrix. Lineage: Eukaryota; Metazoa; Arthropoda; Insecta; Diptera; Culicidae. The record is from RefSeq and is a predicted model, not a curated record. The transcript has 3 exons. Bases 351 to 761 code for a protein of 136 amino acids.
CUCAGGAACCUAACACCCUGUAUGUGUAUAUGUAAUAUACGAUUUUCAUGAAGUUUUCAUAGAAUGUUUGGUUCAUUCCACGAUGUAACCUCCUUGAUCAUAAAUGGCAGAAGGGAAUGCAAACGGUGCAAUAAGAUUACGCGAAUAAAUUCGCGGGAGCGAAAAUGAUAAUUGAAUACCACUCCUCUUCAAACACGUCCCUUCCACAAUCUAGUCACGUGUUUACUAGUUUUGUUCGGUUGAUUCUUUUUUGUCUUCAAUCGCAUAGGCGUGAAUUAGGCUCAGCCACAAAAUCAGUCAGCGUCCAGCGCAUCUCGUGAAAAGAAGUGUUACCGCAAUUAGUAGGUAGCAUGAGCGGUGCUAUGAAGAUGGCCCAAGCGUUUUCGGUCGUAGUGAUACUGACCUUGGUUGUGCUGUCGGCCCAUGCUGCGCCGGCGGGUGAAAAAGCGGAUUCUCAGCUGAAGAUAGUCAGCGAAACUAACAAUCAUGCGGUUGAUGAGUUUGAUUGGAGUUACCAACUAAGUGAUGGUCGGGAAGUUCGUUCAAACGCAUAUAAAAAGCUUCUUGCGGACGGUCGAGAGAUUUUGGUGAUUAAUGGACAAUAUAGCUUCGUGGCACCCGAUGGAAUCAAGUAUACAGUUUCUUAUUACGCAGAUGAAAAUGGGUAUCAUCCAACUAUCACCGUUGGAAACAAUCAGCUGGUUCCUGAAUUGCCUGCCCUGGGAAUCGAUCCAAAAGUGUUAGCCUCACUAAUUGGAUAACAUGGAUAGAAAGACUUUUUUACGAACAAUUGAAAGAUUACGAACAUUUUCUAACAAUAAGCUAUAGCUAGCAAUAACGAACAAGAAUAAACACAUUCGCAAUACA